Messenger RNA from Centropristis striata (black sea bass), 2711 nucleotides. It is a transcript of the gene rbpjl, whose product is annotated as recombination signal binding protein for immunoglobulin kappa J region-like. Gene Ontology annotation, cellular component: nucleus. Gene Ontology annotation, biological process: regulation of transcription by RNA polymerase II. The transcript is spliced from 13 exons. The coding region runs from base 284 to 1918 and encodes 544 amino acids. Lineage: Eukaryota; Metazoa; Chordata; Actinopteri; Perciformes; Serranidae. The record is from RefSeq and is a predicted model, not a curated record. Gene Ontology annotation, molecular function: RNA polymerase II cis-regulatory region sequence-specific DNA binding; DNA-binding transcription activator activity, RNA polymerase II-specific.
ACGUUUUUCACUGAAGCCUCUCUUACUGUAGAUCGACUGUACAUUGGGGUGGAAACACGCUGACUGAUGGACAUUUGUCACUUUUUAACUAAAAUAACUUUCACUGCAGUCAGGACGGUGGAACUGAGAUAAUUGUUGCAACACCUGGAACAUCCGGACGGACAGAACCUGAACCUGCAGCACAGAGAACCAGAAUGAGAAGAACAACAGGAUCUUAAGCAUCGACUUGAUUUCAGCAGAGUGCCGAUGGACCUGAGGAACGCCCCCUCUUAGUGUCAGCAGCAUGGACGCGUUUGACAUCAGAGAAGAUGCCAACAAAGAAACAUCGUGCACCCAGCCCGGGUUCUCCCAGGCGGACCCGGCUCUGUUGUACCCCCCUCCUCUGUCCCCGGAUCCGGUCAGCCCGCUGACUCACCUGGGGACGCUGCUGGCGGGACACGACGCACCGAGGACCGGCGGAUGGGACAGGAGGCUGGAUCUCGGCUUCCCAGGCUGUCAGUUACUGGGAUCAGCAAGGGAUCCGGGUAGAGAAGCUCACGCAGACCAGAGCGUCACCAUCCUGCACGCCAAGGUUGCUCAAAAGUCCUACGGCAACGAGAAAAGGUUCUUCUGCCCUCCUCCGUGUGUUUACAUCAGUGGACAUGGAUGGAGAGUCAUGCAGGACCAUCUGAAAGCAGCUGGUUACGGAGACUCUGUGUACCGGCUGUAUGGUUACAUGUGUCUGGACAGCUCCAGUCAGUGUCAGGCCGACUCCUUCAAACUGGUGUUCGAUGAGCAACCCAACUCCAGGAUGUUUGCUUCUGCCAAGUCGCUGUUCAUCUCCGAUCAGGACAAGAGGAAACAUUUCUGCCUGCUGCUGCGACUCUUCCUGGGCAACAGACAGGAAGUGGGCUCGUUUCAGAGCCGGCUGAUCAAAGUCAUCUCCAAACCGUCGCAGAAGAGACAGUCCAUGAAGAACGCAGACCUGUGUAUCUCGUCCUGCUCCAGAGUAGCUUUGUUUAACCGGUUGCGCUCCCAGACGGUCAGCACUCGUUACCUCUCAGUGGACAGAGGAGCUUUCAUCGCCAGCGCCCGACAGUGGACGGCCUUCACCAUUACCCUGGUGGAGGAGCAGCGUGCAGACGAAGGGGACUUUGUUCUGAGCGAAGGCUUCAUCUGUUACGGCCGUGUGGUGCAGUUAGUGUGCACCGAGUCUGGAGUCGCACUGCCACCUCUGGUGAUCCGUAAGGUCAACAAGCAGCACGCCAUCUUAGAUGUGGACGAGCCGGUUUCUCAGCUCCACAAGUGUGCCUUCCAGUUCAGAGACAAUCCACUCGCCUUCCUGUGUCUAUCCAACGACUCCAUCAUACAGUACCAGGCGCCGUCCAGCAGCAGAGACCCCAGCAGGGUGGUGCUGAACGACGGGUCCUGCUGGACCAUCAUUGGGGUGGAAGCAGUGGAGUUCACCUUCAAUCAGGGUCCCGCCUGCAUCCAGACACCUGUCACUCCUUUUCCUGUCAUCACGGGGUUAGAGGUGAAUGGUGGAGGUCAUGUUGCCAUGUUGGAGAUCCACGGAGAAAACUUCAGCCCUCAUCUCAAAGUCUGGUUUGGAAACAGUGAAGCUGAGACCAUGUUCAAGUCUCCCAAGUCUCUGCUCUGCGUCGUCCCUGACAUCUCCGUCUUCAGUGACGGCUGGUGCUGUCUGCGGCGCGUCAUCACCGUCCCGCUGUCUCUGAUCCGACUGGACGGCCUAAUCUACCGCACCACCUUCAGCUUCACCUACACCCCCGAGCUCCAGCCGCCGCCCGCCGUCAGAGGAGCGGCAGGAGGCGGGAGGAGAGAGGGCGGGACGGAGGGAGGCGAGCAGGACGACGUCCUGCUAGAGACCAUCCAUCAGGAGUUCACCAGAGCAAACUUCCACCUCUUCAUGCAGAGUUAGAGCUCCUGCUGACGGAGGUGGAGCCUCUGGUCUCAUCAGGAGGACAUCACAGCAGGAACUCAUGUUCUGGUUUUGGAUCAGUGCUGGUCCACGUCAGUGAACUAAAAUACUCCCUCUUUGUCCUCUUUAGCUUCUUGUUUUCAAGUUAAUUGGACCAGAAUUUCACAUUUAUAUGAGAGAGAUUCAACAAGAUAAUUACGACAAUGUCAUGCAAAAAAAUACGUAUUUGUCCAACAUAGUGAAGAAGGCCAUAUAUAUCAAAAUAAAAGUGGCUGUGCACCACAAUAAAACACUAAGACAGCAGUAACUAUUUACUAAGUGAAGGAAUGGUGUCACUGAUCAGUUUCUCUGUUCAUUAUUGACAACAAACAACAAAUAAUUGUUGUGGUAGGCUGCUUGCCUGUCAGUGUCUCUGUCCCAUCCGUUGCUGGUUUUAGUGCUGUUACCUGCUCGCUGCCUCAGCCGCCGCCAUAAUGAGAGCCGUAUGCAGGCAGUCGACCAGCUCUGAAUUCUGUUCACAGCCGCUUUAACUCUAGUUCAUGACAGCUCCUCCAAAAAGUUUUUGUUUUAUUACAGAAUCUCAAAUUAAUAAGACAAAUAUAAGCAAAAUAUAAAGUGUAUGCCAAUGUUUUUUAUAUGUUUUGUGGUAUUUUUGAGUUUUCCACAACGUCACUCUGCAGACACUCAGUGUUCAUGUGGACAUGAAUCAUUGGAUUCAUUAUUAGAGGAUAUCAACACAAUUUGAAAGUGUGAAACAGAUUUAAAUAAAAGCCUCAAGAACUUGAGGAAAUCA